Penicillium macrosclerotiorum is the source of this 591-nucleotide messenger RNA. RefSeq lists its product as uncharacterized. The coding region runs from base 1 to 591 and encodes 196 amino acids. NCBI's taxonomy places the organism in Eukaryota, Fungi, Ascomycota, Eurotiomycetes, Eurotiales, Aspergillaceae. The record is from RefSeq and is a predicted model, not a curated record. The transcript is spliced from 2 exons.
AUGUUCGUCAUGUUCUCUCUUUUGACCACACUGGGCUUGCGUGAUGCUCCUGGCGAACAACCACCCCCUAACCACGCUGCACUCCUCCUAUUGGCUAAUUGGGCGAUCGCAUAUCUCUGGAUGAGUACUCGAAUUCCCAAAAUUCUUUUGGGAAUCGAUAACAAUGUUGCGCCGAGAGAGGAUUUGACCAAGUACGGCGAGGAAGCCGUGAAACUAGGCAAAAUCAGCCGAUAUACCCUGAACAAACUUAAACGCGAGGAAGCCGCACAUGCAAAUGCAAUGGAGGGGUAUACUCUAUUUGUAGCAACAAGUAUGUAUUUCCUUCCAGCUUGGGCGAUCCGCCCUGAAUCGAUCCAGACUUAUUUCCAGAGCGUGCUAAUAGAAAUAGCCUUGAUCGCAGUGUUUGCAGGAGUUCCCAAUAGGGAUAUCAAUAUGUUCGGUGUUUGGUAUACGCUUUCGAGGAUAGCAUUCAGUUUGUGCUAUUCAUAUAUCGAGACGCCUGCUCUGAGUUACAUGCGAUCCCUGGCCUGGUGGUCCGGCAACAUAAGCUGUAUCCACGGACUUCUCAUGGCCGCCAAACGACUGCAAUAA